Colius striatus (speckled mousebird) is the source of this 609-nucleotide messenger RNA. Its product is annotated as E3 ubiquitin-protein ligase RBBP6-like. Gene Ontology annotation, cellular component: nucleus. Gene Ontology annotation, biological process: mRNA processing; ubiquitin-dependent protein catabolic process; protein ubiquitination. Gene Ontology annotation, molecular function: zinc ion binding; nucleic acid binding; ubiquitin protein ligase activity. Lineage: Eukaryota; Metazoa; Chordata; Aves; Coliiformes; Coliidae. The record is from RefSeq and is a predicted model, not a curated record. The coding region runs from base 1 to 609 and encodes 202 amino acids. The transcript is spliced from 6 exons.
AUGAUCCAGUCCUGCCUGUACUACUAUCCCCUGGAUUACCUGUUGAACCACUCCCGUGCACCUCCACCAUCAUACAUCUGCUUUCGCUGUGGACAGCCUGGCCACUAUCUCAAGUACUGCCCAACAAGCGCGUACAGGAGACUUGACACUGCUCCCAGAGUGAAGAGGAGCACUGGAACUGGCAUGAGUUUCAUGGUGGAGCUGUGUGAUCCCAACACGGAGGGCGCGAUGCUGACAAGAGAUGGGAAAUACACCAUCGCAGCCACUAAUGCGGCAGCUUUUGCUCAAAAAAAGGAUGAAAAACCUCCCUUCUUGCCACAGGAGCCAUCCUCCUCCUCCUCCUCCUCCUCUGCUGUUCUGAUUCCCGAGGAGCUGUUGUGUCCGCUCUGUAAAGAGUUAAUCAGGGACGCAGCCGUUAUUCCCUGCUGCCGAAGCAGUUACUGCGACUACUGCAUUAGAAGAGCACUGCUGGAGUCUGAGGAACAUCAGUGCCCAACGUGUCAUCAGACAAAUGUUCCUGCCGGCUCUUUAGAGGCCAACAAGUUCCUGCGCAAGCAAUGUCCUUCGCUCUCUAUGCUCAAAAGCCAGAUGGACCUUUUUGGUAAGUGA